UAGAACUACUUGUAUCAUCCACUUGUUUUAUGAUGCUAAUGUCUGCAGAGAGCUUUUAAUCCAAGUUUUUCCACAUAUAACCAUUACCCCAGAAUCUCUCUGGUUCUAUUCAAAUAUCACACGCUUUAGCCGUUAAGAAUCAAGGUAGGAAAAAAAUGGAAGCUGUCAAGUUGGUCUCCAGUGAUCCAAGUGAGAGAAGAGACACAUACCGAGUUGCUUACAUAAUCCAUUUCUUGCUUGGUGCUGGAAACUUGCUUCCUUGGAAUGCGUUAAUCACAGCAGUUGAUUACUUUGCCUACCUCUAUCCAACCAACCACAUUGAAAAGGUUUUCUCUGUGGCUUAUAUGACUUCAUCUGUGGUAGUACUUCUUGUGAUGAUGAGUUGGGGAGGUUGGAGUAAAACAACAUUGAGGUUGAGAAUGAACUUGGGAUUUUCUAUGUUUGUUAUGUCUCUGAUGAUAGCUCCUGUCAUAGACUGGGCCUCCAGCAGCACCAAGCUAAAAGAGAGACCAAGUGGUGCCUAUGGCUUGACAGUUGCAGCAGUGGUAAUAUGUGGUUUAGCAGAUGGCUUGGUUGGUGGAAGCUUGAUAGGAUCAGCUGGAAAGCUUCCAAAACAGUAUAUGCAAGCCGUUUUUGCUGGAACUGCUUCCUCAGGUAUUAUAAUUUCAAUGUUGAGGAUAAUAACCAAGGCAUCACUCCCGCAAACCCCAAAGGGCCUCAAAAUAAGUGCCCACUUGUACUUCAUGGUUGCCACACUUUUCCUCCUAUGUUGCAUCGUCUUUAGCAACUUGCAGCACAAGUUACCAGUCAUGCAGCAGUAUCAUCAGAGUCUUCCUCAGGAGAGCACCUUAUGCUCAGGGACAAAAUUUUGGGCAGUGGCAGGAAAAAUUAAGAGGCCAGCUUUUGGAAUUUUCAUAAUCUACAUAGUGACUCUGUCUAUUUUCCCAGGAUUUAUUGCGGAAGAUCUCGAAUCCAAGAUUCUUAAGGAUUGGUAUCCUAUUUUACUGAUAACAGUUUAUAACUUAGCUGAUUUGAUAGGGAAGUCAUUAACUGCCUUCUAUGUUCCACAAUCUAUCACAAGGGCAAUAUGGGCCGCCACGGCCAGGCUUCUAUUCUAUCCACUAUUUAUAGUUUGUCUUCAUGGACCCAAGUGGAUGAAAACAGAAGUACCAAUGGUGGUUCUGACAUUUAUGCUUGGAUUUACCAAUGGGUACCUCACCAGUGUUCUUAUGAUUCUAGCACCCAAGUCAGUGCCAUUCACAGAAUCAGAGUUAUCUGCUAUUGUGAUGACCGUGUUCCUUGGCUUCGGCUUGGUUGGCGGUUCAGUCUUGGGCUGGUUCUGGAUCUUAUGAAGGCCAACUUCCGCUGUAAUAAAAUGAGCAAAAGGCAGUAGCAUUCAUUGUAGACCGUAAGGCAAGAAAACAAUAGCUCCGUGGCCCCAACUAGGUUGUUAGUUUAUUAGUUCUCUUAUGUUCUAAGUGACAAAUCUGACCACGCCAGAACAUGAGAAACGCGGAGAUUAUUAGGCAUGUAAAAUGUACUGUAACGAAUCAGUGUACUGUGAAUGAAA
This is a messenger RNA of Gastrolobium bilobum, 1570 nucleotides long. Its product is annotated as equilibrative nucleotide transporter 8. The record is from RefSeq and is a predicted model, not a curated record. The transcript has 2 exons. Bases 156 to 1352 code for a protein of 398 amino acids. Gene Ontology annotation, molecular function: nucleoside transmembrane transporter activity. Gene Ontology annotation, cellular component: plasma membrane. Gene Ontology annotation, biological process: nucleoside transmembrane transport. NCBI's taxonomy places the organism in Eukaryota, Viridiplantae, Streptophyta, Magnoliopsida, Fabales, Fabaceae.